GUGCGCGUGCGCCCCGUUGCGCGGGCAGAACGGUUUGCUAACGGCUCGGCGGUCCAGUGCGAGAUCUGCGGGUGUGUUGAGGCUCUGAUAAAAUGGGGAAGACUGCUGGUGGGAGAUCAGCAAAAAAACCAGUUAAAUCACAAAAUCAACCAGGGCAUUCCAGCAAGAAAAAGGGAACAGAUACAGAAGGAAUAAAACAAGGUCAUAAAGGAAAGCAGGUCACUCAGGCAGUCAAAAGGAAAGCUGAAGAAGACAGCGACUAUUCCCCUGCAGGAGAAAAAGGUUUUUCAAAAAAAGUGAAACUAAGCAGUGAUAAAAUAGGAUCUUGGAAGACUCUCUCAGAGAGCAGGAGGCAGUUUCUGGAAACUGUAAUGGAUUCAAUAAUACUAUCUAUUUUGUGUCAACAAAGGGAGAGAAAAGUUGAUGUUCAGAAGCAUCUCAAUUUACUGAAGGAAAGAUUGCUGAGAUGUUUCAGAACUUUAAAGGUGCCUCCACAGAAGCUGGGCAGCCUGAAGAAUCUCUCAAGCCUUCAGAUGGUGGAGAAAGAAAUGCUAAAGGCAAAUGAAGAGUUUUUGGUACGACUGCAGGAAGAAAUAAAUGAAGCUAAGCAAUCAGCAGACCGCAGGGAAGAAAAUACACAGCAACUGCAGUACAAAAUCCAGGUGCUCAAGAGCCACUUAGAGGAAGAUGAAAAAAAGGCCAAGAAGGUAUUCCAGGAAAAUGUCAGUGGAGCACUCCAUCUUCCAGAACUCCCCAGGCGCAGUUUACAGGCACCCACUUUGCAGGAAGAAAUUUUGAAGAUGGAAAGUCAGAAAGGUCUUUUAAAGGAUAUGAACGUUAUUCAGCAGUCAGCUGACUUGAAGAACUUGUUAACCCUCAUUGAAAAGACCUAUGAGAAGGUGGACUUCCUCUGAAAGACCUAUAUAUA
Neopsephotus bourkii (Bourke's parrot) is the source of this 928-nucleotide messenger RNA. It is a transcript of the gene CENPQ, whose product is annotated as centromere protein Q. The transcript is spliced from 9 exons. The coding region runs from base 93 to 914 and encodes 273 amino acids. NCBI's taxonomy places the organism in Eukaryota, Metazoa, Chordata, Aves, Psittaciformes, Psittacidae. The record is from RefSeq and is a predicted model, not a curated record.